CUAUAUAACGUGCGGCCCACGCCACCUCAGUACCAGUCUGCUCCCACCUACCGCUCCAGCAUCCUGCUUCAGCUGCGCCUCAGUUUCGACCCCGUCCAUCAGUUCCAAAGAACUUGACAUACAGGAUGUUUCUGAGAGUGAGCGCGUGGGCGGCAGUAGUGGGUGUGUGGACGACCGUCGCUCUUGCUGCUGUUGUGUUGCCGGAAUAUGAAAGUGACGCGGUGAGUGAGAGGCAGGAAGGGCUGGACCAGCUGGCAUCGUCUCUGUGUGAGCUGAUGCCUGACCUGCCGGGCUGCCAAGCUCUCAACGACACCCUCUCCUUUGAAGGCGAAGGAAGUGGUGAUGUGAAGGAGAAGCAGCCUGACAUCCUUCCCUCCACCUUACACCACCACAAAACAGGUAGGUGUACUCUACCUUACACCAACACAGGCAGGUGUCGUGGUGUACUCUACCUUACACCACCACAACAGAGGUAGGUGUAGUGGUGUACA
Molecule: messenger RNA, 491 nt
Organism: Homarus americanus (American lobster)
Lineage: Eukaryota; Metazoa; Arthropoda; Malacostraca; Decapoda; Nephropidae
Exons: 4
Coding region: 126-476 (116 amino acids)
Source: RefSeq, a predicted model, not a curated record